This is a messenger RNA of Rotaria sordida, 2019 nucleotides long. NCBI's taxonomy places the organism in Eukaryota, Metazoa, Rotifera, Eurotatoria, Philodinida, Philodinidae. The record is from the annotation of a GenBank genome assembly.
AUGCAAACAUUGAGAUUUUUACCGUGGAUUCGACGAUCGUAUGUAAAUCUACAUGUAAAUCGAUUUGUAUCAAACAUAACAAAACCAAACAAAGAAAUAAUCGAACAAGUCCGUCCCACAUCCGAAGAAUCUAUAAUUACACGUAAAGAUCGUCCACGUUUAGAAGAAGAAGGUUUAGAAUAUGAAUAUAAAGAUGAAUUAGAUGCUUUACGUCGUAAAGAACGUUUAACAGUUGAUUCAACAAAUACACAAUAUAUGACUAUUGUAUUUAAUGGAGAAUUUGAUCGGGAUAUAUUAACUUAUCCAGAAUUAUUAACUAAGGGUGAAUCAACUCAAAUGAAUACAUUAUGUGAACGUUUAAAAAAAUUUACUGAUUCAAUUGAUCGAAAUAAAAUCGAAAGAGAUAAUCAUAUUGAUAAAGAUAUUUAUAAAGAAAUGUGUAAAUUAAAAUUACAUGGAUUAAUUAUACCGGAAGAAUUCAAUGGUCUUAGUUUAAAUAGUCAAUUAUCUGUACGUAUGUUUGAAGAAUUAGCUGUUAGUCCAACUAUUACUACUCAAUUAUUAGCACAUACAGAAUACGGAGUUAGAAGUUUACUUGUCUAUGGUACAGAUGAACAACAACGUUAUUAUUUACCUGAAAUGGCUACAGGUAAUAUGAUAGCAACAGCUUGUAUAACAGAAGCACAUAGUGGUAGUGAUAUACGAAAUAUUGAAACGACAGCAACCGUAAGUAAUACAGAUCCAAAUACAUAUAUUAUUAAUGGAAAAAAAAUGUGGGUUACAAAUGGACUUAAUGCUAAUGUAUUUCUUGUUUAUUGUAAAACAAAAGAACGUCAUACAUCAGAUGAUUAUGAUGAUCGUUUUUCAUUUUUUCUUGUUCAUCGUGAUAUGCCUGGUGUUAAUAUAUCACCACCAAUAUCAACACUUGGUUUACGUGGUCUUGGUUUAACACAUAUUGAAUUUAAAGAUGUUAAAGUUAAUGUUGCACAUCAUUCAAUAGGACAACUUGGUGAAGGAUUAAACAUAUUAAGAAAUUUACAUGGUUAUGUACGAACAACUCUCUCAGGCAUGUGUGUUGGUGUUGGUAAACGUCUAAUUCAAUUAGCAUCUGAACGAGCAAUUCAACGUGAAUCUUUUAGUCGUAGAUUAAUGGAUCAAGGUUUAAUUCAAAAACGUCUAUUUCAUAUGGAAAUUGACACAUAUACAAUGGAAUCAAUGACAUAUUUAACAAGUGGUAUACUUGAUUCAUUUUCAAUGCCUGUUAUAUCAAUUGAAUCAGCAUUAACAAAAAUCUUUGCUACAGAUCGUUUAUAUCGUUUAGCAAAUGAUUGUCUUGAAAUAUUUGGUGUUGAAGGCAUUGAGAUUGGUCAUCCAGUUGAACAAUAUCUUCGUGAUAUACGUCCAUGGUCAAUGUUUGAUGUACCAAAUGAUGUUUUACGUCUAUUAACAGCAUGGGAAGGUGUGAUGAGUGUUAGUACAGUUAUUCAUGAUUUUGUACGAAAAAUUCGAAAUCCAAUUCAUUUUCCUGGAACUAAAUUACGACAUUUAUUAACUAGUUGGACUACACAAGCACAAGCAAUGCGUGCGCCAUUUACCUUUAAACAUGAUCUAUGGGAAAAAGUUCAUCCAUCUUUAGGUAUUCCAGCAAAAGAUUUAGAAUAUGCUAUAUUUGUUUUACGAAAUGUAACUAAAGAAACAUUAACAAAAUCUGGUCGUGAUAUAAUUGAUAAUCAAUUAUAUUUAAGACGUCUAUCUGAAAUAGUUAUGGAAAUUUUUGCAAUGACAGCAAUGUUAGGUCGUUCAUCGCGUGCAUAUUCAAUUGGUUUAAAAAAUUGUGAACAUGAAACUGAAAUGACUUUUCUUUAUUGUAAACAUGCACGUUUAAGAAUUGAUAGAUUUGCUAAAGAAGUUCAUGAACAUGGUUAUCGAACAGGUGAUGAACAUUUACAACAUUUAGCUAAACGAAUGCUCAUAGCCAAAGGUUAUCCAAUAACAACACCAUUAGAACGAACAUAUUAA